UCUCUCUCCCUCCCUCUCUUUCACCUGAGGAUUUGUAAGUGUUAUUCUUGUCAUUCACAGAUCACAAACAGCCAUACAUUACCAUUAUUCUCUGGGUACCGUUGGCAACAACCAAUACAAUGAUAACAAAAGAUUUGCUGUCGGAUCACAUCUAUGCGUACGCUCUGUCCAAGACUCUGAUUAAAGUGUCCUCUCCUGCUACAGUGGGCCUCUACUCAUCAUGUCAGAACCGCAUCAACAUGAUCCUCAGAUAUAUAGAGGUCCAUAUGGAGCAGGAGGCAGAGAGGAGGGAGCGGAGUUACCAGGGCAGGUCCAAGCCUCGUUCCGUCAAAGCCUCCAUCACUGGUCUCCUAGCUCUGAUCUGCAGGCUGCUGUUCUACCGACCCGUCUGGACCGAGGAGAACCAGCGGCGGAAGAAUGUCCGGUUCAUCUAUGUUCGGUUCUCCGCAUGGCACUUCGCCGGGAGUGACCUCCUCUGGGCGGGGCUGGUGAUGAGACUGUGCCUGGCACUGCAGGAGAGCUUCGGGAAACUUCAGCUGGGCCUGUACCGCGUGGCGCAGCACAACGAGGAGGAUGAGGUGAAGAAGAAGGUGAUUGAAAACACAUCGUCAGAGUGGAGAUCUAAGAAGUUCUGCUGUUUCCCCCUCUGGUCCUUGGUCCUGGCCGUGCUGCUGGCUGCUCUCAUAGUCCUCGUCUUUCUGGUGAAGUAUGGCUUCCCGGAGGUUCCAGACGCACCUGAACUGGACGGACUGGGAUCCGGAAACGGAACAGGAGGAGAAGAAGGUCCGAGUGAAGCCCAAAGAGGGGCCGGGGUGUUGGAGGGCCUGGCGUUCGCUGUCUUCGGGCUUCCUGCAGCAGCAGCUAUGAGAUUCAUCUUCCAGAUGGGAAAGAACCUGAUCUUCAACCAGGACCUGAACGUCCGUAAGGCGCUGGACAACGAGAGGGUCAGCGGCCAACUGGGGUUCAUGAACGAGGUGAGGAAGGAGAUGUGGCUGUUGUCCAGGUUCAUCCUGUUCAUGGAGGUAUUUGAGCAGAGGAGGAUCCGCGUGGUUCUGGAGAUCACUAACCUGGACCGAUGUGCUCCUAAGAAGAUCGUUGGUGUCCUGGAUGCUAUCAGUAUACUGCUCUCUGAUGAGGAGUCCCCCUUUAUCUCUCUGCUGGCAGUCAACCCUGAGGUCCUGGUUCAACAGGUACAUAUUGUGUUAUCAGUCAACCCUGAGGUCCUGGUUCAACAGCUACAUAUUGUAUUAUCAGUCAACCCUGAGGUCCUGGUUCAACAGGUGAACUAUGCAGACGGGUGCUUCAGUAAAGAAGACAGAGCCUAUGCCUUCCUGAACCGCAUCGUGACCCUGGCCUUCACCAUACCACCGCUCUGCCACACCUCCAAGCACAAGGUGUUCUACAAUAUCGUUAGCGGCCAAUCAGAGAUCACGGAAGAAGCCAAGGGUCAUGGGUCAAAGGGGAUCGAGCUGAGAGAGCUGGACCUGGGCAGCCCGAAGUCAUCCCUCUCCUGGAUCGAGAGCACCCCCCAAACAAAGGAGACAUCAAGUAUUCUGACGGAGGCCAGUAUUCCUUUGAUAGACAACAACCACAUCAAGGAGGCGCAUGUGGCGUUUGAUCUGAGUGAGGAUGAGGUGGACAAGGCGAUAGAAUCAGCGCUGGAGAGCAUCCUGUCCAGUAACAGAGGGAACCUCCACCACUACAUCUCUGAUGACACCAUGUCCAUGAGACGGGUCAUCAACUCCAUCAGGGUCACCGUGGUGCUCAUGGAGGCUCUGAAGACUGAGCUGCCUCCGCCAGAGAACAUCGCUGCCUGGGUCGUUCUUGCCAACCAUUGGCCCUGUCGUCUCAGCUGGAUCCUACAGUGUCUGGAGGACGAGCAGCAGAGAGCAGAGAUCGAUGACGCCGUCGGGGCGGCGACAGUCGUCGACGAGUCCAAGGCUUUGUGGGAGGUGUUCAGCGACUCGAGGAUGGAGCUUCACAUGAUGAGGGAGGAGAUCGAAGACCUGCUGGAGCAGGACGGAGAUCCAGAGAUGUUUGAGAUGUUCCUCAAGGUGCAUUUCCAGUUCAGGGUGAGGGACGCGGAGAGGUUCAAGCUGACCACGGUUAACCUGGAUCAUUCUAUCAAGAGGGAACUGGCCCGGAUCAGAGGGACCACCGGACUGAAGAAUUCUGGGUGGGGGAGGAACCUGGCUCCUCUCAACAUCAGGACUGUUAUCAACAUGACCUCUGAGGACGUCUGCAAAGCGCUGGCGAGGAUGAACCUCCCUAAGAAGUACGCAGACAUCGUCCGUAGCAAUGACCUCACCGGCCAGGCGCUGGUCUUCGGUGAUCCCGACGACCUCAAACAGCUGCUGCAGAUGACCUUCGGGGAGUGGACGACCUUCAGACUCCACUUCCUGGGUAUCGGUGGGAGGGCCCAAAGUGGAGCCAAGGCCACUUCCCUAAACCCCAAACCACUGACCAAUCAGCAGUCCAAACAACCUAAAUUCGGUCCCCACAGCCACGGGUCAACAUUAAAUCUGUCUUUUUCUUGAUGCCUUGGCGAGAUAGAGAUGCAUGAUAAACGGAAUGGUCUGUGUAUUGAUGUGUAGUACCCAUGAGAACCUACCUAUCUAUUGUGUAAUGACAGUGAACUGUAUUCCUCUGCCAGCUCCUGUUGAGCUUUCAGUUGCUCAAACCAGGGUAAAGUUCAAAGGAAUGCAAUUCAUUUAACUGGUUAAUAGUUACUUAGAUUACAUUUUCUAUUACAUUUAGUUACAUUUAACUGGUUAAUAGUUACUUAGAUUACAUUUUUCCACCACUAGGUGGCGCUGCCAUUGGAUACAUUACAAAUGGACUUACUGUCCACCAACAAAAUAAAAUAACACACAGAACUAUUUAAAAAGUGCAAAAGUAUAACAAAAAGGGUCUCUACUCAUAUUACAGAGGGGUAAAAGCUUCGGACGACACCAAGUUGAACUUUGUAGCACCUACAGAUGAAAUAUGGUCUCAAGAGGAGGAGCCUGGGUAAGGCUGAAAUGUCCUGAAUAUACAGACUUCUUUCAAUUAUUUAUUAAUUGUGCUUUUAGAUACAGAUGUCAAUAAUAUGUCAACAAUCCUACCAGUGGAGGCUGCUGAGAGGAGGACAUAAUAAUGUCUGGAACGGAGCGAAUGGAACGGCAUCAAACACCUGGAAACCAUGGAAACCAUGUGUUUGAUG
This is a messenger RNA of Oncorhynchus kisutch (coho salmon), 3202 nucleotides long. Its product is annotated as NTPase KAP family P-loop domain-containing protein 1. The transcript has 12 exons. The coding region runs from base 120 to 2537 and encodes 805 amino acids. The record is from RefSeq and is a predicted model, not a curated record. Lineage: Eukaryota; Metazoa; Chordata; Actinopteri; Salmoniformes; Salmonidae.